Messenger RNA from Branchiostoma floridae (Florida lancelet), 3206 nucleotides. RefSeq names its product SKI family transcriptional corepressor 2-like. Gene Ontology annotation, cellular component: nucleus. The record is from RefSeq and is a predicted model, not a curated record. The coding region runs from base 153 to 1796 and encodes 547 amino acids. Lineage: Eukaryota; Metazoa; Chordata; Leptocardii; Amphioxiformes; Branchiostomatidae. Gene Ontology annotation, biological process: negative regulation of BMP signaling pathway. The transcript has 9 exons. Gene Ontology annotation, molecular function: DNA-binding transcription factor activity, RNA polymerase II-specific; SMAD binding; RNA polymerase II cis-regulatory region sequence-specific DNA binding.
CAAAAUUCAUCAAUCUAGUGACAAGUGAGCUGCAACACUCUCCAUGUGCAUGCUGGGAAAGGAAUACAAUGGCGGCCUCUUCAUGUGAGGAGUGAACAACAACAAACUUCUUCAAGCAGCUAUACUCGACACCAACCCAGUGACAAGCGGCCAUGAAUCCCAACCCAGCACCCGAUAACUUGGACGUGGUGCCCACGGAAAUUGGGGGCGUUGAACUCACGGGCUUCAGGAUUCUGGACACAGAAUACGUUUCACUGCCAGAGAUACGGAAUAAGGUGUUAUACAAGUCUCCAGCUCAGAUCUACAACAAGCAGAAGCAGCUGAACCUGCAGAGUGCAUUCCCCGUCUCGCCACGCCAGUUCAUGAUCCUGAAGGAGCGAGGUGCCGUGGACCACAAUGCCAAAUCUUGCUCCAUGAUCUCCAAAGAAGAUGCCGAGAAACUUUGUCAAUCCUUCCGAAACUACAGGAGCAGGAGCAGGAUUGGCUCGCUGGGUUCACCUAUUGAUUUCAGGGCUAUCAUGAAGGCAUCUUCCCUGCAAGGCUUCCCUCUGGCUGAGCUGGCAGCUGCUCAGGCUGCACAUGCCCAGGCAGCAGCCGCAGCUGCAGCCGCACACCAUGCCUCCUCCGCCCCGAUCACCACCCAUGGCAACACGGUGACCACCACGGCCAACGGCAAUCCCCCCACCACACAGUACCUGGGCGGGUCGACCCGCGGGGAGCUGGCCGACGUCAUCUCCGUGCUGGACGACGAGCUGGACCAGAUGGGUUCCCCGGGCAUGAAGGGGCAGGAUUCUCCCUCCACCCCUGCCACCACAGCCUCUAGCAGCCCCGGCCACAUGGCACUACCUCAGCUCUCCCAGCAGGACCUCGCCGAGCGGCUGCAGAGCACCAUGGGAGAGCAGCUGUCCAUCAAGCACGUCAGCGAGUAUGGCGUGCAGCAGGGCAGCCUCAUCCCCAAGUACCAGACCCGCAGCGACUCCAAAUGCAUCAUGUGCAAGACUUGUGGCAUCUUCUUCUCUCCGUCCGCCUUCCUCAAGCAUCUGCACGAUGAGUACGGCAAGCGCAUCGAAAGCACCGCACAGGUGUUGCAGCUAGACUUAGAGAGCCCAUCCGAGGAGCAGUACAAGUUGUGGAUGGACUUCCAGCUGAAGCUGAAGGGGAGUCUGUACCGGAAGCGAGCCCUUGCCAUGCAGGAGCUGGGCAUCAUGUCCCCCGAGUUGAAGCGUUUCUGUGGCAACAACGAGAGCCCCAUGCCUCUCACCACGGCCAAUGUGGGAAGAAGAAAUAACAUCUCCUGUGAAACCCCACCGUCCUCCAUGCUUGCUAACCACACUCAGGGAGCAAUGAUGACCAAUGGCCUGCCCCAGCUGCCCCAGCCUCUCAACCUGGUGCGCAAACCCUCCCCGCCAGGAAAUGUCCACGCAGGAACCAACGGCAACUCUCAUGGGGAGCACCACGAGCCACACCCCACGGCCGACGGAAACACCUUCAAGAGAGAAGACCCAGUCUGUAUCCUGGAAACAGCUCAGGAACUGCUCGCCCUGGCUGCGCACAAACUCAGACGUGUCCGUGAGCAAGAGGAAGGCUCAGACCAUGUAGGGGAGUGGAAGACCAGGUACCUACAGGAGAAGACUUCCAGAGAGCAGGCUGAGGAGCGGAUCAAGCAGCUGGAAGAGCUGUUGGAUAGAGAGCAGAAGAUGCGAUCCCACCUGGAGGCUGCCAUGGCAGAGUCUGAGGAUGAGGACCAACUGCACAUUGAUGAGGAGCGGUCCCUUUCUCCCACCGAUUCCCAGUGAUCCCCCGUCUGGUGCAAUGGUUACUUCCAGAGCCCUCCGAAUCCUGUUGUGUUUUCCGCCUAAGUCGUACAUCUGAAUUCUCAACAUUUUAGUUGCUUCUCUCAGCAAAGCAGGAUUUAAACUUGUAGUGGUCACGGUGUUUUAGAGUGGUGAAGGUAUCACUAUCUUCUCUGCGACUUCUACCUCAGAGACAUCCUCAUGUCCAGUGAUUGAGUUUCAAUCCAAUAUUCAGAUAUGUGUGGUAACUGUGCUAGUAGGUGGGAUCAUUGUACUCCAGCAGCUGCUUUAUUUACGGGUUGUGAUUUGAAUGGUUGAAUCUUGCUUUAUAUCUGAUCUUGUGUGGAUACCUUGUGACAUAACUACCUCUACCUCAAACACCACAAACUAUGUACGAGUCAAACCUUACCAUCAAUAGAUAGGUCUGCAUUAGGCAGAUUGAUAUACGUCCUUUCUAUUUUGAUAUGCUUUCAAACUGUGGCAAUCCUCAGAUUAGUUAUGUACCUCUGACCAGCAGUUUGUUUCCAAUGAAAAGUAAAGAUUUAUUGUAAUCCAAAGAGAUUUUUUGCUUUCUAUGUAAUUCAGUAUGCAACAUUAAGUCAAUCUGUCUACCUCACACUUAAACUGACCACAGAACUAUGCUGCAUGUCUCAGGGGCUCGACUUCCCCUGAGACAAGUAUCAAAAUUUGGUUUGCAUUUAUAUCAAAGAUUAUCUCUUUGGUUUGUUGUCCUACAUAUUACCUCAGUUCAGCACAAUCUCAAUAUGCCAUCUGGAUUCAAGUGUUACUGCUGCUUGGUUGUCACAUAGGGGACAGAACUGUUCAAUACUUCUAAACUUCAGUACUUGUACUAGCUGUUAUCUUGGAAUAGUUACUUCAUAGUACUGUCUACUUACUUCUUGUAACAAGUCCUGAUACGUAAGAUUGUACGUGUGACAUAUAGUCUGUAGUUUAAGGCACUUUUAGUGUAAGAUACUUAGCUAACAAUGUAGUUUGUACAGUUAGGAAGAAUGUUAAGCGUGUAAAAUGCCAAAGAUGUUUUUCGUUCCUGUUUUUGUCCUAGGAGGCCACUUUUGUCCUAGUGUGGUUCUCCAAUUUCUCAGGAGACCUUUAGGGUCUUACAAUUAUUUUAGGUAAGUUUUAAAUGUUGUCGUGAUGUGGAAGUGUGUGACAUUAACUCAUUAACUGUGUAAAGUCGGCAUGAAGUGAUAGAUGUUUCAUACACUUAGGAUAAGAAAACUACCGUUUACCUCCACUGCCAAGUCCAACAUUUCUUACUGUAAAGUCUCCCAGAAGGGCUUUUCAUACUGUAAGUAUCCUAAUAUUAACACACCAGUACACAACCUAGAGACAAGUAGGGAUUGGAUGUAAGGACCCAGAAGAAGAACAUUUCUUGGGCCUUUGGGUAUCCUU